AAUAGAGCAGAGCUCGGCCAGCAGCAGCAGCACUAGUCCUCGGCAGCAGUAGGAUCUCCGUCCUGGAAGCAUAGAUGUGCUUUAAAACCCCUGGAAUAUCCGCGCGCUGGAGAGGCCAGAACCGACCGCCGCGGAGCGCAGCCUUUAACCACUCUGCAUAAGGGAAAAGAGCCACAGUGGAGCCAUGGCGGUGGAAGAGGAAGGUCUUCGGGUUUUUCAGAGCGUUAAAAUAAAAAUAGGCGAAGCAAAAAACAUCCCUCCCUACCCAGGACCAAACAGGAUGAGGGACUGUUACUGUACCGUCAACCUUGACCAAGAAGAGGUUUUCAGGACCAAGAUUGUGGAGAAGUCACUUUGUCCUUUCUAUGGGGAAGACUUCUACUGCGAAAUCCCACGAAGCUUCAGACACCUCUCCUUCUACAUCUUUGACAGGGACGUGUUCAGGAGGGACUCCAGCAUUGGCAAGGUCGCAGUGAAGAAAGAAGACCUGCAGAAAUAUCACGGGAAAGACACCUGGUUCCAGCUGCAACCUGUCAGCGCUGACUCAGAGGUGCAGGGAAAAGUGCACCUGGAGCUGCGUCUGAGUGAAGUCAUCACCGACAGUGGUGCCAUCAACCAUAAACUGGCCACACGCGUGUUGGAGUGCCAAGGACUUCCCAUCAUCAAUGGCCAGUGUGAUCCCUAUGCUGCUGUCUCCUUACUAGGUCCUUCAAGGUCAGAAGCCAAGAAGACCAAAGUUAAGAGGAAAACCAACAAUCCCCAGUUUGAGGAGAUUUUCUAUUUUGAGGUUACGCGGCCACUGAGCUACACAAAGCGGCAGUUUGAUGUUGAAGAGGAGGAUGUUGACAAACUAGCACUGAGGGUGGAACUGUGGAAUGCCAGCAACCUGAAGUUUGGAGAUGAGUUUCUGGGAGGCGUGCGCGUUCCUCUGCGGGUUUUGGGUCAAGCUGGAGUGCACGAUGCCUGGUACUUUCUGCAACCGAGGGAGAACGGAGGGAAAUCUGUGAAGGUGGAAGAGCUCGGCUCGCUGCGUCUGAACAUCGUUUACACCGAGGACCACGUCUUCCCCUCUGAACACUACACUCCCCUCAGAGAUCUGCUGCUGCACUCUGCUAACGUUGAGCCAGUGUCGGCGUCCGCUGCUCACACUCUGGGGGAGGUGUGUCGAGAAAAGCAGGAAGCCGCCAUUCCACUCGUGCGUCUCUUUCUUCAUUAUGGCAAAAUCGUGCCUUUCAUCAGCGCCAUCGCCCACGCUGAAGUCAACCGCACACAAGAUCCAAACACCAUUUUUCGGGGAAAUUCACUGACGUCCAAGUGCAUUGAUGAGACGAUGAAGCUUGCAGGGAUGCACUAUCUGCAAGUUACGCUUAAGCCGAUCAUAGACGAGAUCUGCACAGAACACAAAUCCUGUGAAAUCGACCCCGUCAAGCUCAAGGAGUCAGAGAACUUGGAGACGAAUCGGGAAAACCUUCGUCAGUACGUAGACCGCAUCUUCACCGUCAUCACCACCUCUGGUGUUCGCUGUCCCACGGUCAUGUGUGAUAUCUUCUUUUCUCUGAGAGAGUCUGCUGCCACCCGUUUCCAAGUUGACCAAGAUGUCCGAUACACAGCAGUGAGCAGCUUCAUCUUCCUGCGUUUCUUCGCUCCUGCGAUCCUCUCCCCCAACCUGUUCCACCUGCGGCCUCACCAUCCAGAUCCCGCCACUUCACGAACCCUCACCCUCAUCUCCAAGACAAUCCAGACUCUGGGGAGUCUUGCCAAGUCUAAAUCGGCCAAUUUCAAAGAGUCUUACAUGGCUGCAUUUUACGACUACUUCAAUGAGCAAAAAUAUGCAGACGCUGUGAAGAAUUUCCUGGAUCUGAUCUCCACCUCUGGUAAAUGGGAUCAGAGGAGCAUAGAGACACCAAUCAUGCUCAAAGAGGGGAGUGUAAAAGUCACUAUAAAGAGGGUUGAUGGGAAGGGGUCUAAAGGCACAAAGGGCAGAUUUAUGAUAAAGAGAGCGCAGGGAAGAAAACGGUUUGGAAUGAAAAACUUCAAGAAGAGGUGGUUUCGCCUCACCAACCACGAGUUCACCUACCACAGAACCAAAGGUGAGGGAGCUCUGUGCAGCAUUCCUAUAGAAAAUAUCCUGGCUGUGGAGCGGCUGGAAGAGGAAUCUUUCAAGAUGAAAAAUAUGUUCCAGGUUAUUCAGCCGGAGCGAGCGCUCUACAUCCAGGCCAACAACUGCGUGGAGGCUCGUGACUGGAUCGACAUCCUGACCAAAGUCAGCCAGUGCAACCGCAAACGCCUGAGCACCUACCAUCCUUCAGCCUACCUCAACGGCCACUGGCUGUGCUGCAAGCACUCAGCGGACACGGCUCCUGGAUGCACACCCUGCACCGGGGGUCUGCCAGCAAACAUUCAGCUGGACGUGGAUGGAGACCGAGAGACUGAGAGAAUUUAUUCCCUCUUCAGCACAUACAUGACCAAACUGACCAAGAUGCAAGAGGCCUGUGGCAGUAAAUCUGUGUAUGACGGCCCAGAACAGGAGGAGUACUCAGGCUUUGUUAUCGAUGACCCCCAGGAGACUUACAAAACCCUGAGGCAGAUCAUUUCAUCUGUACAGACCUUGGAGCAGCAGCACACCAAGUACAAAAGGGACAAGUUCAAGAAGACGAAGAUAGGCAGCCAGGAGCAUCCGAUUGGAGACAAGAGUUUUCAGUGCUACAUUCGCCAGCAGUCUGAGAGCUCUACCUACUCCAUCUAGCAGUGGCCCUGUAUAUUGUUUCUAUUAUGCUCAGAACCAGCAUAUUUUUUCUUAAAUGUGGAAAAAUGCACCCGAGCAGAGCCCUCUUUUGAGCGUUCAUCUUUUUUCUAAAGAAAAAAAGAUCAGGUGUAGCCAUGCCAAAUCACUUUAAAAAGACAAUUCUGAAGGCAAAGAUGUUGGUGUGGCAAUAAAAAACAAAAACAUACAAAAUAAUCACCUGAUUCACUGAUUUGUCAAGUUUGAAGAAAAAUAACAUUUUUUAGACGUGCUGCCUGACUGAAAGAGCUGUGUUGUGUAGAUGGACUGUUUCUUUGCAGUGUCUCAAAGUUGCGUCAGGUUCAGAGAAAGAGACUUCAGAUGAGUGGGGGAGAAUUUUAAAAAAGGCGGGAAAAGUGUGGAGGAAAUGAAGAAAGGAACGACGAGAUAAUGACACCGUUCACUCAUCUGACCGAGCCGCCCUCCUGUCAUGCAACGUGAGAACAAACUUUUCACUGGACAGUUUUGACAGUGACCAACACGCACUUUAACCAAAUCCGAAUCUAUGGAUGAACAAGCCUCGCAGCACACUUUCAAAAAGCUCAUUUUACCUGUUUGACUUGUGUUUGGUUAUUUUAAUGGUUGUUGAAAUGUUUAAUUGUUUUUCUUGUCUGACAGACCAAAACUUUAGAAGGAAGGAAGGACUGUUUUUUUCCCCUGUUCGGUUGUUGUUGUUGUCCUUAUGCACCUUCUGUUUUUCUGCUUCGCCCUCAGCCUCCUCAGCAAGGCUGUAAGUAUCCAGGAGAUAAAAGAAGGGGUUGUGGGGAGAGAGCACAGUCAGGAGCAGCUUGAUUUUAGCAAUGGAAUAUCACUCCACUCCACGUUGUUUUGGUUGGGUUUUUUUUUUUUAACCUUUUUAAGUUUGAAGUUUAAGUUUGCAGGUUUGCAAGUUUUAUUGUUUUCAUGGGUUGACAAAAAAAAGUUUUUCAUCUACUUUCCAAACCAGUUUCUGUAGGAUCCCACAGAAGUCAACCUGUGGAAAUGGACACUUAAUGGACUUUUUGAUCAACAGAGAACCUAAAACAGAUUCCCAGGUAAGAUGAGACAACAACCCCUGAAAACCAUCGUCUUACCUGACAAUAGGGUGAAACUGGUGCUGUUAUUUAAAAUGCACCAGAGAUUUGCAAGAACCAAUAUGGUGUUUUGUUGGUCAGAAAGGCCCUUCAGUGACCAGUGAAUGGUACAACCCCUAAAAUAAAUAAAACUGCACAGGUUUGUCCCAAAACAUUUUUAUAACAUGUUGUCCCAGUCCUGCAAUUACUUUUAGAUCUGAAACCCAUUUAGUGGGGCGUCUUACUGUCACUGGCAUAUAUAUAAGCUGAAUUUGGACCACAGGAGCCUUUUUUGAGGAAUUUCCUCUGAAUCCUGUUUAUUUCAUCCAUAGUUACCAGGAAAUUGGGCAUAGCUCUGGAUGUGAAACCUGAUGGAGUAGUCCCAUUGUUUUAUUUCCACUGUUUAGUCUCAGUCAUCUGAAAUUUCAAAUUCACAAUGACUCAUGAAAUCUGUUGACUUUAUGCUGUGCGUGAGAAUAGUUUUUACUGUUUAUAUACACAACAUUCAAAGUCUGAUUCAUGUAGCAUCAAUGAGAUGAGAAGAUGGUCGAGGAAGCUGCAAAAAUAAUGACAAGGAGCUCAGAUUGUGACAGGAAAGCUGAACAGUUAGAGCAAUAAAACACAAGUCUGAAUAUUUUACAGCAGCUGUACUCGACCGUACAAACACCCAAUAGGAACAAAUUCUAAGUGAAUUAAGCUGUUGUGCAUUUCUAGUGGAUCGGGAGCCCCCAUCAAUUAAAGGAAGGGUUGAAUCUGAGCAAGAAAUCAGUAAUCUCUGAUUGUUUUACAGCAGUUGUGUUUUAAGGCACAAAUAGAAACAAUCCAAAAAUGUGUAGAGGUGUGUAACAUGAACAGACUUAGGAAGUAACAGAGCUGAAGCACACAUCCUAGUAAACGGUCUGCUGCUCUGACGGUUGCAGUGUCGAAGAAGAACCACACCCUUUAGUGGACUUAAAUUUCCUAAUCUACCCCGAAUCUUGGACCUCAGUGGGAACACAGAAGACUUUCUAUGAAAAAAAACUAUUUCUGUUUAAUUUCUGGUUUUUAUUGGUCAAAAUGCAGCUAUCCAUUCGCAACUUCCUGAAAGUGACUUUCAAAAUAAUUGAACUGUUUAAUAUUAAUAUGUAUGGGAAACUUGCAGCUUUUAAAGUAGAACUCAGUCAUUUUGAGAACCUUGAAAAUCAACUUAAGCGUCCCUUCCCCUCCCUCUCUGCUGUGCUUCAGCUCCGCCUCCUAAGUUACACCAUGCAGAGGAGCCUUCUGUGCAUGCACAGGCCAGUAACCGAGGCAACUGUCAAAAUACCAGUGACACCGAUGACAGAUUUCUCCUGGCUUACUGUUGAUUUUUACUAAUUGCAUUAGGAGCACUAGAGGGAGCAGAGGAACCUGAACAUUUUUCCACAAAUUGAUUGCCUCAUUUUUCCGUCAGCAAAUGGCAAAAAGGUUGUGUUGGAAGAGGUGCUGAUGUUAAAAGGCAUGCUUGUUUUACCUUGUGUAAAAGCUUAAGCCAAUCACAAAGCAGAAACAAUAUGUUAGUACAGCUUACUUACAAUGUUUAUAGCUUGUCUUAUUUUUAUUUAAUCCAUAUACUUUCACUUUAACAAGUUUCAUCUCAAGUUGUAUUUGUAACUUGGAUAUCGUAUAGCUGAUUGUGUUGCCCUACUGGCGUGGUUCUUCUCUUCUGUGGAUUCUCCUCAUAUUCCCCAUCAUUCCUCUCCCCCUUGUAUUUUGAACAUAAACGUAUUUAUAUGCAUUCCUCUGAGAAGCCGUCUGCUGUGAAUCUCACCAGAUAGCAGAUCAGACUGUUGAAGGUACAGGAUUUAUCAUUGUUAACCUGUUUUGUUGUGUUCCUCUAUACUUUGCAAAGGCAGUCACUCUUCUUUUAAUAAUUUUGUUCUUGCCAAACCAUUGGAUGUGAAGUAUAGUUGUAGCCAUGGCGACAGUGGACUCCCCACAACCAACCACAAAUUUUAUAUUUCCCAAAACUAAGUUACAUGUCUAUGUAGCCUCAUGGGUGUCCCUGUGUAUACAGGAUCCCAACCAGUGCCAGUCACCAUUUUUCUAAAAAUUAAUAUUUUCAAAAACGUACAAAAAAAAAGUUUAGACAUGUUUUUUUUUUAAAUAUAUUUCAACCUGUAUUGUUUUAAAACAGUUGAACAGUAAUUCUAAUAUCAUGUAUUUCGUUGUGGAAUAUGUUGAAAAAUUAGAGCGGUCUCAUCAAUUUGACUCUGUUUUCUAUCUUUAUCGUUGUCUUACACAAAUUUUGAACCGAGUGACUGAGGUGUGUGUGUUUUGUGCAUGUGUUUGUCAGUGUGAACACGAUGGACUGACAAAAUGGGUAUAUUGCCAAAUUGGUUUGGGCAGAGUGUCACUUGCUAAAAAAAACAGAAAAAAAAACUUUACUACUUUAAAAACUGCUACUUUACUCUGGCCCAAUGUAGUUUGUUCUUCUUUUUCUCUAAUGUUGCACCCCUCUUCUCAAGAAAACCUUUGCCAAUCUACUCUCCCCAAACAAUUGACAAUAUGUACAAUAAAGAAGACUGAUGAAUCAUUAACAAAGCAUUAUUGCUUUAACCUCUAAAAUUUGAUGAGCAUUUGUUUUGAUCAGUUACUAACUCUCCUCAGGUGUAUGAGACUCAUAUUUAUUAUAAUUUUCUAGAAAAACCUUCCCAGAAAUGUCAUCUGACUUGUUGCAGCGAUGAUAGUUACAGUAACAGCACCUCCUUUUUCCCGAAGCCCACAAAAGGGGAAUGAAUUAUGCAAUAAAGAUGAUAUGCAAUGAUAUCACAACUUCAGUUCACUUCUUCUGACGUUUUGCAGUAAAAAUGCCUCUUCAGAUAGACACAUAAUAUAAAGGGAGAACAGUGUAUUUUGUACAAAUAUUUUAAAAGUAUUAAAAUAAGUGUGUUAAAUGUGUAUAUAAAACAGCUGAAUGAAAGGUGAAAAUGUGAUGUUAUUUUUUUUUCCUCUGAAUAAUUAAAUGAAAACAAUAUGAAUGCAAAUAUGUUGUCUGUGUCAUUU
Messenger RNA from Cololabis saira (Pacific saury), 6855 nucleotides. RefSeq names its product RAS p21 protein activator 3 (gene rasa3). Gene Ontology annotation, biological process: negative regulation of Ras protein signal transduction; intracellular signal transduction; regulation of GTPase activity. Gene Ontology annotation, molecular function: GTPase activator activity. Lineage: Eukaryota; Metazoa; Chordata; Actinopteri; Beloniformes; Belonidae. Bases 185 to 2746 code for a protein of 853 amino acids. The record is from RefSeq and is a predicted model, not a curated record. The transcript is spliced from 25 exons.